CUAGCCAUUGCCGCCAGGCUCGUCUUGGUCUGAUUUUUCGUUUCCCCCCAAUUCUCAUUUUUGGGAAUUUUGGGUCUCUAUCGGACUUCAAGCGUUAGUUACCUACCUACCUAGUGGCUAGGUACCUAUUUGUGUGGAUUCCCUCUGCACUCCAACAGCAUAUCGACCCGACGAUUUCUUCCAUGCCCAACACCCCCGUUGGGCGCCAGUGCUUCGAGUCUCUAAACCCCCGUUUUCUACACCGUUUCGCUAAACCCUGCGACUGACUGAUCCUUUUUUUGGGAACAAGUACAAAGAAAAGAGCACCUGACUUCCGCUUUCGCACGCUGCCUAAGGUAUAAUCGGGCGUGCCUUGCCUGUGUCUAAAACAGCUUCCACUUGCUUUCUUCUUUAGUUAAAGAAAUAACAAAACUGCACGCGAACCGAAUUGUGGGAUAUACCGCCGCCCAAGUCUCUCAAACACUUGUUAAUUGCCUGCCUGCCUGCCUGCCCAGCCUAUUCGCCUGCUAAAAGCGCUUCCCCCCACCGCCAUUUCCCGGCCCACACCCCUCACCUUACAUUCACGAAAACGGCAAUUCUUGACUUGUUGUUUUGUGCUGUCUCGACCUCCGAACUCCUUGUGACAAUUUCCGACUGUGCUUUCAUUCUCUGAUCCCAUACUUCGAGUGCUUGUUACAGUACAUAGCAUAGCAAGAAUACAAAGUUGUUGUAUCAGAUCUACUCUCCGACCAGACUGGGAAUUUUCUACCCCACUACAGAUCUACGACGACAUACAUCACCUAACUUGACGCUUGGCCUGGCCUCUGACCAAUCGAGGAACAAAGACUUUGCCGGAUCAACUGCGUGGUAGGGAUACUCUUGACGACUAAUAUCACGAGGACCCGUUCUACUUGUCAUUGUUGCCUUCGAGAGCCCAAAUGGUCGUCACACAACCCAUCAUGCAGGCUCAUGAGGAUCUUGCGGCCCUCUUCAGCCGGAAUCUGAUUCUUGAUGCCAGCAAAAUUCAACAAAUCCAGAUCCAAGAACAGCCUCAGCAGGAGGCACCCGAGCCGCAGCCCAUCACCUACUCCAUCUCACAACAUUACCAUCACUCGGUUUACCAUGUUGCUCCAGUAGCCGCACAGCCGGACCGACCUGCCUCUGAGCCCCCGCAAUCGGAGCAUCAGGGAGUAGAAGCAAUCUUGACCAGCCAUGGCGUCGACCCCGCGACGCUUUCGCAGUCGCAGGUGCAGCUGUUCAAGGAGGCCGACGAUGCGCAAAAGUUGCGACUCUUGGAGCUAUGGAGGAUAUGCCCGCCAACAGCCACCCACAAUAGUAACCCGGCCCUAGCACACAACAGUACCAGCCUUGAGCAGGAGGAGCAGUUGGCACGUAUGCGGUAUGAAGAGCAGCAGCAGAUGGACGAUGCCAUGGCCAUGAGCAUGGAUGGGACCUCUGUCAUGGUUCCGAUUCAGGGGGGUGAUGGGAGGUGGCAGGUCCCCGAGGCGGCCCAAGAUUACAUGAUGGAGCCUUACAUGUCUUCGGGUUACGAGGAACUUGCGCGGUCGGCCAUGCCUAUGGCGUAUAAGCCAGCUACGGAUCCAGUCUACAAAUCUGCCUGCUUGCCUAUUGACUACAGGUCUGCUCACAUGCCUAUCGACUGGGCAUUGAGGCAGCAGAAAAUGGAAAACGACUACGGAGCUUUUGCCCAGUGCCGCAUGGAAUACUGAGGACUGCGACUGCAUCUGGGAUCUUUGCACUCUUCAGGAGGCAUGCUGGCAUACAAUAUCACAGAUUUCUUGUGUCGUUUCUUUUGUCUUUCGCGAGUUUUCAUGGAGUUAUGACACCUUGUCGGAAAACUCCAAGCUAGUCUAAUCAAGAAUCCGUCUUGGGCAGAGUGAAGGAUUGUCAAGUAUUUGGUUUAUCGAGUUUUGUUAUUCUGGGUGUUGUAUCGCGUCAAAUGCGAGUUAUCAUGAAGGGAGUUUUGUUGUCAACUUGUGUUUUUAAUCAGCAUAGUGCAUAGCAGCUGUUGUCCUGAACAGGCGUGUAUUGAAGUGAUUUGAAAGUGAGUAACUGUAAAAGCGGUUGAUAUGGUCCCCAGUAUGAGAUGCU
Messenger RNA from Pyricularia oryzae 70-15, 2091 nucleotides. RefSeq lists its product as uncharacterized. The transcript has 2 exons. The record is from RefSeq and is a predicted model, not a curated record. NCBI's taxonomy places the organism in Eukaryota, Fungi, Ascomycota, Sordariomycetes, Magnaporthales, Pyriculariaceae. Bases 918 to 1709 code for a protein of 263 amino acids.